Messenger RNA from Cucurbita moschata (crookneck pumpkin), 2412 nucleotides. Its product is annotated as probable L-type lectin-domain containing receptor kinase S.5. Lineage: Eukaryota; Viridiplantae; Streptophyta; Magnoliopsida; Cucurbitales; Cucurbitaceae. Bases 39 to 2105 code for a protein of 688 amino acids. The record is from RefSeq and is a predicted model, not a curated record. The transcript has 2 exons. Gene Ontology annotation, cellular component: plasma membrane. Gene Ontology annotation, molecular function: ATP binding; carbohydrate binding; protein kinase activity. Gene Ontology annotation, biological process: protein phosphorylation.
GUUUUCUGUUCAUUCUGGGUUAGUUGCUGAAGAAUUUGAUGAGUAAAAUGUUUGUGUGUAAGAGAGAUUCAAGUACCUUGGUUGCUGUGGUUGUGGCUUCUUUGGUAUUGCUCUUUGGAGCAGUGGGCAGCCAAACGAUCCGUGAGCGUCGUUUUUCGUAUGUUCGAUUCAAUGAAAGGGAGCAUAAUCAAGACUUCAUCUUCACCGGAGGCUCUUCCAUCGAUGGUGGGGCGCUGCAGUUAACUCCUGACUCGCAGAACAAUGUUGUUAGCCUUCAAAAUACAUUUGGCCGCAUUGUGUACCACCAGCCGUUCAAGUUAUGGCUAGCUGAUAUUGAUAAAAAGGAGGAAGAUGACAUUGUUGCUUCAUUCAGCUCAUACUUUUACAUCAAUAUUUUCAGAAAUAAAGAAUGGAAUGCUGGUGAGGGGCUUACUUUUCUUAUAGCUCCGACUGCUGAUGCACCUGAACAGAGCUGGGGGCAGUGGAUGGGCCUCACCAAUGCAACCACCGACGGUGACAGCAGAAAUCAAAUUGUAGCUAUCGAAUUUGAUACCGAGAAGCAGGAUUUCGACCCCGACGACAACCAUAUUGGUCUGAACAUCAACUCCAUUAAGUCAAGGAAGGCUGUUUCACUGAAUAAAUCUGGCAUAGUUUUAUCCCCAGAGACCGGAACUAAUCACAGUAUCUGGGUUGAUUAUGAUGGCAAAGCCAAACUUUUGCAGGUUUACAUGUCUAUAAACAAAGAUCCAAAACCUGAUAAACCGCUUCUCAAUGAAACGAUAAACCUGAAACGAUUUGUGAAACAAGAAUCAUACAUUGGAUUCUCUGCUUCUACAGGCAGCCCAGAGAUUCAGUUGAACUGUGUCUUGGAAUGGACACUGGAUUUGGAACGUCUGCCGGAGAAGAAAAAUCUAACGUGGUUGAAGAUCCUUGCCGGAGUUGGAAUUCCGAUACUAAUCGCAAUUCUUAUUGGGGUUUGGUUAUUUGUUGAUUAUAGGAAGAAGAGGAGAGUGAGUAGGGAUGAGGAGUCAAAUGUUCAGGGCACAUUGAAGAGGUUGCCUGGAAUGCCUAGAGAGUUCAAGUACAAGGAACUAAAAAGGGCGACUCAUAACUUCCAUGAAAGCAUGGUUCUAGGAAAUGGGGGAUUCGGGGUCGUGUACAAAGGCGUUUUGCAGGACAAGGAUAAGGACAUUACCACAUCUUCAAAUUCUGUUUCCAGGCUUGAAAUUGCCGUCAAGAAAUUCUCCAGGGACAGCAUUAAGAGCGAAGGCGAUUUUCUGGAUGAGCUCACCAUUAUCCACCGUCUUCGCCACAAGAACCUCGUCCGUUUAGAAGGGUGGUGCUAUGAGAAAGGGAAGCUUUUAUUAGUGUACGACUUUAUGCCUAACGGAAGCGUCGAGAAUCACCUAUACGAUGUUGCUGACGAGGAUGCUCUCAGCUGGAGACAUCGCUAUAAAAUUCUUGUAGGAGUUGCAUCUGCGUUGCAUUACUUGCAUAAUUUGUAUGACCAGAAAGUAUUGCACCGAGAUAUCAAAUCAAGCAAUAUCUUGCUCGAUUCCGACUUCAAUGCUCGUCUAGGGGAUUUCGGCCUUGCUAGAGCCUUGGAUCCUGAAAGAAACUCUUAUGCAGACCUGCAGUGUGGUGGAGUUGCAGGCACAAUGGGUUAUGUUGCUCCUGAAUGCUUCCAUGAAGGGAAGGCUACUCCUGAAACCGAUGUAUAUGGUUUUGGGGCAGUCGUGCUCGAGAUCAUUUGUGGCAGGAGACCAGGAGCUGCUAUUGAAGACAAGCAAAAUCUGUGUACUCUAAUUGAUUGGGUGUGGAAGGGACACCGUGAAGGACACAUCGAAAAAGCUGUCGAUAACCGGCUGGGCAAUGGUUUUGUGGUUGAUGAAGCUAGGAGGCUUCUACUACUUGGGUUGGCAUGUACACAUCCCACGGCAAGCGAAAGGCCACAAACUCAGGCUAUACUCCAAAUUUUAAACGGAGCUUUGCCAGCACCUCAAGUACCUCUGUUCAAGCCAGCCUUCAUGUGGCCUCCCAUGAGCACUACUUCAACCAAUACCACUCUCACUUCACUGUCAAACACGAACAGCUCUCUUCCAUGAAGUUUCACCAUAGCUAGUCCUCUCCUUCCGACUCGAAGCUUACCUGAAAAACAUGUCGCUCGUCAUCAAAUUGUAGAAAACAUCAUUUAUUCUCCCUCUGAUACAUGCAAGGGGAUAUGUAUACCUGGGCUCAAACUCGCCAAUGUCCCGAGAUGUUCCUCCGGUUGCUUCUGCACAUCGCGCUAGCACUUGUCUGUUGUACCAUUAUUUUCGCUUUACAGUUAAAGAUUGACAUGUUUUCUUUAUAAAUCAAAGGGGGUUUAAGAACUUCCUAGAUUACAGAUAAUAGAAAAAAAUUCAAGUCCAA